AUGUAUUUAAGGCAAGAUCAGGCUUUUCAUCAGCCGAAGUUUGAGAUAACAGUCAUGUCCAGUGAACAUUUACAAUUGAAAGGUGUGUUAGUGGGUCAUAAUGAUUGGGUUACACAAAUAGCCACAACACCUCAAUUUCCCGAUAUUGUAUUGAGUGCAUCACGUGAUAAAAGUAUAAUUAUUUGGCAAUUAUCUAAUCAAUUAGAUUCGGUUGGUGAUACAAAUUCAUGUGGUUAUCCAAAUAAAGCAUUACGUGGUCAUUCUCAUUUUGUUUCGGACGUUGUCAUAUCAUCUGAUGGCUUAUUUGCUGUCAGUGGCUCAUGGGAUGGUUCAUUGAGAUUAUGGGAUUUAUCGGUGGGAACAUCGACCAGACAGUUUGUUAAUCACAAAAAAGAUGUAUUAAGUGUAGCAUUUUCAGCCGAUAAUCGUCAAAUUGUCAGCGGUUCACGUGAUAAAACAAUUAAAUUAUGGAACACUGUUGGCCAGUGUAAAUAUACAAUACAAGAUGAUAAUCACUCAGACUGGAUAUCAUGUGUUCGAUUUUCGCCAAAUCAAAAAGAUCCACUUAUCAUAUCAGCUGGAUGGGAUAAACUCGUGAAGGUAUGGAAUCUGACAAAUUGUAAAUUACGUACGAAUCAUUACGGUCAUAAUGCUUAUUUGAAUACUGUCACAGUUUCUCCCGAUGGCUCACUUUGUGCUAGUGGAGGACGAGAUUGCCAGGCGAUGUUGUGGGAUUUGAAUGAUGGUAAACAUUUGUACACACUAGACGCUGGUGAUACAAUAAAUGCAUUGUGUUUCUCACCAAAUCGUUAUUGGUUGUGUGCAGCUAGCGGUACAUCGAUUAAAAUAUGGGACUUGGAGACUAAAACAAUUGCUGACGAAGUCAAAUCCGAUAAACAAUGUACAUCAUUAGCAUGGUCAGCUGAUGGGCAAACAUUAUUCGCUGGAUUUACCAAUAAACAAAUACGUGUAUUUGAAGUAAAACAACGUUAA
This is a messenger RNA of Didymodactylos carnosus, 993 nucleotides long. Lineage: Eukaryota; Metazoa; Rotifera; Eurotatoria; Philodinida; Philodinidae. The record is from the annotation of a GenBank genome assembly.